This is a messenger RNA of Dracunculus medinensis (Guinea worm), 252 nucleotides long. The record is from the annotation of a GenBank genome assembly. NCBI's taxonomy places the organism in Eukaryota, Metazoa, Nematoda, Chromadorea, Rhabditida, Dracunculidae.
AUGCUUUGCACGCGCGGCAAGAUGUUAAUAUCAGUGGAACGCCAGAAUUUAUGGACAUUGCAAGCCAAGAGUCGUUCACUAUCCACACUCUUUCUAAAUAUCAUGUGGAUGUCGUCUGCUUGUCGGAGGUCCAUUUUGCUCACUUCGGAUCUCGAGAAAUUAUUAAUCCUGGCUCGUACAGAUACUGGAUCACUUCGGAUAACUCGAGGCGAAAUGGUCUUGUCAUGUCUGAGAAAGCUUGGUCCGCUCUGA